AUGGGCAAGUUCCGCCGUUCUGGCAACCGAUUGAUAAAAGCUUCGCCGAACCUAACUCUAGCAGGUGAUAACGGUGAAUGGCGGUCUGACACCGUCGCUACACUUGAUGGUGACGCCCGUAAUGAACAGGGCAUGGCAAACGGCGGCUCUGAAUAUUCACCACACAUCAAUGAGAACGUUUCUGCUGAUAGUGGCUUGGGAUCAAACGACACCACAGGUGGUGAAUGCGGUCUGGAGGGGAAAUUUACUCCGAUUGCCAUAUGCGGCAUGGCCUGUCGUCUACCAGGAGGGAUAACCUCUCCACCGGAGCUGUGGGAUCUUCUUCUAUCCAAGAGCGAUGCCCGGAUGCGAGUUCCUAAGACACGAUACAAUGUCUCGGCAUUCCAUUGGCCAACGAAGAAGCCUGGCCAUGUUAUUAGCGAGUAUGGGUAUUUCCUGGACGAUACCGUCGACUUAGGCGCCCUUGAUACAAAUGUCUUUCCGAUGCCUCGCAGUGAGCUCGAGGUCCUUGAUCCACAGCAGAGACUGCUUUUUGAGGUAACAAAAGAGUCUCUUGACGACGCAGGGGAAGUGGGGUGGAAAGGGAGUAAUAUCGGCGUCUAUGUGGGCAGCUUUGGUAACGAGUGGUACGACGUGAUUCAAAAAGAGUCUCAAAGAUAUGGCACCUACCACAUCUCUCACUCUUACGAUUUCGCACUCUCGAACCGGGUGUCAUACGAGCUGGAUCUGCAUGGACCUAGUAUCACUAUUCGCACAGCUUGCUCUUCCAGUCUUGUUGCGUUGAGUGAAGCUUGCGCCGCCAUUUCUAGAGGCGAUUGCCCAUCCGCUAUCGUCGGAGGUACCAGUAUUAUCGUAGCUCCAUCGCUGAGCAUAGACGAGUCCAACCAAGGAGCUCUCAGUCCCGACGGCUCUUGCAAAACCUUCUCAUCGGAGGCGAAUGGCUAUGGCCGCGGUGAAGGUAUUGUAACCCUCUAUAUCAAGCCACUCAGCGACGCUCUCCGUGAUGGCAACCCUGUCCGUGCUGUGAUCUCUGGUGCGGCUACAAAUUGUGAUGGAAAGACCCCUGGUUUUACAGUUCCAAAUCCAGAUGCCCAGGAGGCAUUGAUACGGCACACAUACAAAGUCGCCGGCAUCCUUGAAUCUGACAUCCCGAAGACUGGCUUUUUUGAAUUGCACGGAACAGGGACCCAGCGUGGGGACACGAUUGAAACCUCGGCCGUUGCCAAGGUCUUUGGUGCUACAGAUUUCCUCCACAUUGGGUCAGUCAAACCAAAUCUAGGCCACGGCGAGGGCGCUUCUGGAUUGACGGCAGUGCUGAAAGCUGUUCUGUCCCUUGAAAACCAGACGAUACCACCGAAUAUCAAGUGCUUGCCUCUGAACCCCAACAUCCCGUUCGACAGAUAUGGGUUUAUCAUUCCCCAGGAAGCGACGCCAUGGCCAAAGGAUCGCGAGAAGCGCGUUAGCGUCAAUUCCUUCGGGAUAGGCGGUGCGAACGCGCAUGUCAUUAUUGAAUCGCCCGCCAGAUUCGAGCAGCAUGCAACUACUAUGAGCAAGAAAACGGCGUCGGGUUCACAUCAGUUACUGGUUUACUCAGCCCAAUCGAUUCAUUCCUUGACUUCCAUGGCCGAGAGAUAUACAGACUUUAUUGAAAACUCCCAGGACACCAUUAACAUCACAGAUCUGGCAUACACUCUUGCGAAUAGGAGGGAACAUCUGUCAGUACGUUCGUUCACGGUUCGCACGAGGGAUUCGCCCGGUGUCACUUCUGCACCGCAGCAGAGCAAGGGACCCACCUCUGUAAUAAUGAUAUUUACGGGUCAAGGGUCACAGUGGCCUCAGAUGGGCCGCGAAUUGCUGCGAACUAAUGCGGUGUUCAAGCGCACCAUCAAGUCCCUAGACGAUCAACUCCAAACCUUGGGACUGGACUCGCCGGACUGGAAGCUUGAGGAUGAACUACUUAAAUCAUCCCGCAGUAGUAGAGUUAACGAGGCUGAGUUUGCUCAGCCCCUUUGUACGGCUCUUCAGAUUGCCUUGGUUCAUAUGUUUGAUUCAAUCGGGAUCAAGCCUGCAGCGGUGGUUGGUCACUCGAGCGGCGAGAUCGCAGCAGCGUAUGCAGCUAAUGCGCUUACUGCAAGAGAGGCUAUUUUGAUAGCUUUCUUCCGCGGGUUGAUUUCGAAAUCGCAGACUAGACCAGGAGGUAUGGCUGCCGUGGGUAUAGGCUGCAAAGAAGUAGAGAGGUUCCUGGUGCCGGGUGUCGUGAUGGCAUGCGACAACUCGCCUAAUAGCGUCACGAUAUCGGGAGACACCGACAAGUUACAGAUUGUCUUGGAUGAAAUCAAACGACAUUUGCCUGCCGUACUGACAGCAAUUUUGAAGGUGGAAAAGGCCUAUCACUCCCAUCACAUGGUAGAACUAGGCGACGAAUAUCGCGACAGAAUGACCAACUCGGGGGUGGUCGGAACCAACCCCUCGAUCCCUUUCUUCUCCAGUGUACUAGGUAGACCAAUAACGAGCGGCGGAGAACCUGGAGCAAGCGAAAACGACAAAUUCGGACCAGAAUACUGGAAAAGGAACUUGGAAUCGCCGGUGCUUUUCAACGCUGCUGUGUCUAGUCUACUUGACAGCAUGCUUUCCACUUCGGACAACAUGAGUUUUCUGGAAAUUGGCCCCCACGCAGCACUCGCGGGGCCAUUAAGACAAAUAUUCGGUGGCCGUUCGAACAUUACUAAAACACCACCUUCAUAUGUUCCUAGCAUGACCCGACGUCAGAAUAACUCAGAAAGUUUCCUAGCAGCUGUCGGGAAGCUCUGGACACUUGGUGUCAAAGUCGAUUUCAAAGCACUAAUACCUGACGGCAAAUGUCUUCCGGAUCUUCCUCGUUACCCGUGGAACCAUCAGCGUAGCUUUUGGAAGGAAUCUAGGACUACAAGGGAAUGGAGAUUUCGUGAACAUUCUUAUCAUGACCUCCUCGGUGAAAGAAUUGUCGAAAGCUCGGGAGUUGAGCCCGCCUGGAGGAACCUACUUCAUCUUGAGAACGCGCCUUGGAUCCGCGACCACAAGAUCAGAGAUGACAUCGUGUUCCCUUUCGCCGGCUAUAUAGCCAUGGCUGCUGAAGCCGCACGUCAGGUGACAGGCAUUCAAGAGGCGGUAGAGCUGCGGCAUAUAGUAGUCAGCACCGCAUUGGUGGUAUAUGAUCACGCACCGACUGAACUCGUGACCACGCUUCGUCGACAUCGUCUCACUGACUCGAUCGAUAGUCAUUGGUGGGAGUUUACAGUGACAUCACACAACGGACACGUAUGGACGAAACACUGCUUUGGGCAAGUUCGUGCCAUAAAGAAAUUUCCGAUUGACGACUGUCACGUCCUAGGCGAGGACGAAACCCCACACAAGGUCAAUGUUCGGCAGUGGUAUGACCGUGUAAGUCGCGGAGGUCUCCGCUAUGGACCACAUUUCCAGACGAUGAAAGAGCUCAAGACAACCACAACCGGCCAAAGAGGCUCUGGCAUCACAGAUAUGGAAAUAAAUUGGCCCGCAAACGAGACCAGCCAGUACCAUUUACAUCCCGUCAUAUUGGACACAUAUUUCCAAUUAGCCGGUGCUGCGGCUCAUCAUGGUUUCACCCAUGCCUAUAAACAAGCAGUUCCUUCGAGCGCGGACUACAUAGCCUUGAGUCGUUCCUCCGCUGACAAAUUCGCUCUGUGUGCCAGCUGUGACUUUGUCGCAGACAAGUUUAUGGGAAAUGGGUUCGGCGUGGCAGGCCCGACAUCGACGCCAUGUCUGAAGAUCUCAGGGGCACAAUUUUCCCCCCUUGACUCUACAGAAGACGACAUAAAUAAUACAGGACUCAUUAAUACUGCCAGAUCCGAGUGGGUUCCGCAUAUUGAUCUCACACCUUUCAAUGUUCUCGUCGCACCAUUACGGGACAACAGUACCUACUUCCACACAUUAGAGCAGCUUGGCCAGUUGGCUAUUGAGCUCUACCGCCGUAGGUCGUUAGAUCUCACAACAGAAUCUUCAAGCACUCAUAUACGGAGGUAUGUUGAGUGGCUUCGCCAACAAAAGUACAAAUCUGUGGAGGACGUUGAAGAUACAGCACUCGCUGCUAGGAUCGAUUCUGUUUGUGCUUCCCUCAAUGAGGGGCCCGCAGCACCCAUCGCCUCUGCGAUAUCUAAGCUUUGCACACACACAUCAUCAAUUCUGUCGGAGAAAAUAGGGGCGUUGGAGGUGCUUCAUAAAGACGAAAGUCUGGGUAACUUUCUUCGGUUUCUGAGCAGACACAACGUAUCUGGAUUUUUGAGAUGUCUUUCCAACAACAAACCGGGCCUUCGCAUCCUUGAGAUAGGAACGGGCCUUGGGCCGACCAUCAGUAACCUUGAAGACAUGAAGCGACCAGAUGGCCAACUACUUUACUCACAGUACGUCUACACGGAAAGAUCCACGGGCCUGCUACACCUAGCUCAAAGUCGCUUUCAACAACAAGAAAACCUCGAGUUCUCCACACUCGAUAUUUCCAAAGACCCAGUAGAUCAAGGUUUCCAAAACUGCCAUUUCGAUCUGAUCGUUGGCGGCGAAGCCAUUCAAUGGACAAGAUACAUCCAUCAAAGCCUAGCAAACGUUCACAAGCUACUUCACAGCAGUGGACACUUACUUUUUCAACAGCCGCGAACCGGGUUGUCAUGGGCCAAGUUCGUCCAAGCCACCCUCCCAUCUUGGUGGAGCGGCUCCGCAGAUGGCCGAGAUAAUGAGCCAUACAUUGAGUGUAGUAGAUGGGAUGAGGAACUCAAGGCGGCCGGGUUCUGCGGAUUGGCUGGUGCCGUGCCAGAAGCCCCUGAUUCAUGUCACUUCAACACCGUCAUGCUUGCGAAGCCGCAACAGCAGCAUUUCGAGGCCAGAAAAGAUAGAGUCACUCUGCUUCAUGACUCGAACGGGCAUUCUGGCCUGAAAGGGUUUAAGAAUGCACUGGAAGCGCAAGGUUUCGAAAUUUCGUGUUGCACACUCGAAGACUCACUCCCAUCGGACCAAGACAUCAUCGCUCUCUUGGACAUUGCGGAACCAUUCUUUGAAUGCGUUGACGAGUCAGCCUUUAAUGAUUUCAAGCAGCUCGUCUUCCGCGCCAACAAUUCCGGAUCUGGGAUUCUCUGGGUCACGAAACCAGUACAGGCAUACUGUGUCGACCCGAGAUAUUCUCCAGUCAUAGGCCUGGCACGUACACUCCGUGUCGAGCUUGAUAUCGACUUUUCCACGUGUGAGGUUGACGAUAUUGCAUCUGUAGAUGGAGCUGCAGCUGUUGUCGACGUUUUUCGAAGGUUUCAGGCACGGAGUAUGGACACAAGACCUGAUUUUGAGUAUGCUUGCACCAGAGACCUAACACGGGUUCAUCGCAUCUUCCCUUCCACUUUGAGUGAGAGCAUGGAAGCUACUCAAAAGCAUGUUGAAGGCGCAGCUAUUAGAAUUGAUCGUCUUGGACGGCUUGACUCACUGAAUUUGGUGACACGGCCUAUGGCGGAUUUGAAAGGGGAUGAAGUAGAAAUUGAGGUCCACGCAGUAGCAUUGAAUUUCCGGGACGUCCUCGAGGCUAUGGGGUCUAUCGAAUGCGCUGAUCCAGGUCGCAUAGCUGCGACGGAGGCCAGUGGCAUUAUCCGAAAAGUUGGCCAUAAUGUCACGAAUUUCCACGUCGGAGAUCGAGUGAUGGCUAUCGGACGUGGAGCCUGCUCGACAUUACUUGUUACAACAGAACUCUUAUGCGCAAAGGUCCCCGAUGAUCUAGAUUUUGCUCAUGCCGCGUCACUACCCAUUGUGUUUGUGACUGCUAUCUACUCUCUCAUCGAAAUUGGGCGUCUGGGCCAGGGUCAGACAAUUCUUAUUCAUAGUGGCUGUGGUGGUGUGGGCCUUGCAGCCAUCCAGAUCGCUCAGAUGGUAGGCGCUGAGAUAUAUACAACCGUCGGUAGUGACCAGAAGGCCCAAUACCUCACGGAUACGUUUGGGAUACCUCGAAGCCGCAUAUUCAGUUCGCGGUCACCUUCCUUCCUUGUCGACCUAAUGCGUGAGACCAAGGGCAAAGGGGUGGACUUGGCCCUGAAUUCCCUAUCUGGUGACCUCUUACAUGCCACAUGGCGUUGUAUCGGAAAAUGGGGAACGAUGAUUGAAAUCGGUAAGAUUGAUCUCUUGGGAGCUGGCAAGCUCGAUAUGGAUGUAUUUCUUGGCAAUCGUAGCUAUACCUGUUUCGACUUGCGUCAAAUGAUUGAAGAGCGGCCGCUCAUGGUUCACCGCACACUUCAAUCUUUGAUGAAGUACUAUGAAAAGUGUCUGAUUCGGCCAAUAUCCUUGGCUCGCGUUUCUCCUAUUUCAAACGCCCGCGAUUAUCAGGAUGCGCUUCGGUACAUGCAGCAAGGAACCCAUGUUGGGAAGAUUGUCAUGACGAUGCGCUGUCCUGACGGAACAUCCGCGCUUCGAGAUAUUCCUAAUGCGCUCAAACCUGUAGCUAAACUGGACCCGUCGGCUUCUUAUCUCCUCGUAGGAGGUUUCGGAGGGCUCGGCCGCUCUGUCUGCAUAUGGAUGGUUCAACAUGGCGCUCAGCACCUAACCUUGUUGUCGCGCACCAUAGGCAGCGAUGACUCGCAAGAGCGUGAUUUUGCUCGCGUGCUUGGAAGCAUGGGUUGUACCAUACGGCUCGUUCGCGGAAGUGUCACAGAUGCUGCUGAUGUGGCAGGUGUCAUCAAUGAAUCUCCUAGGCCAUUCAAAGGAGUUGUCCACAUGGCGAUGGUUCUUCGCGACCAAUCCUUCCAGCGCAUGUCGUUUGACGACUGGAAUACUACUAUCAAGCCAAAGAUCACUGGGACAUGGAAUCUACAUGAACAGAUAGGGGCAGAUCUUGACUUUUUCAUCUUGUUCAGUUCACUAUCCGGGCUGCUAGGUCAGCCGGGACAGGCCAACUACGCGGCCGCAAACACUUUCCUAGACUCAUUUGCGCAGUAUCGCAACAGUCUGGGGCUUCCCUGCACAUCACUUGACAUCGGAGCCAUGGAAGGUGUAGGGUAUUUGUCCCAAAACGAAGCACUGCUGAACAAGAUGCGCGGUAUGGGCUGGCACACGGUCAAGGAGGAGCAACUCCUUGAAGCCUUGAAUGCGGCUAUGACACCCCGUGGCCAGAGAGAAGCUCAAAAAAUACGGCAAAUCGAUGACCUCUGGUUGCCUGUGGUCGAAAGAAACAAGAUACUCAUUGGCAUUUCACCAGACAACUCUCUUGACGGUGCCGAUGAUGGUACCCGCAUGCAGAGAGAUGUUCGUAUGGCAGCGUUCCUUAAUACGAGACGUCGCCCGACCACCGACACUGCGAAUAAUAACAGUGGCCAUUUGCACCGCUUCAUGGUUGAGGCUAAGAGUAAUCCACGUAUAUUCGUGACGCCUGAAACUACGGCCAUGUUUGCUCGUGAAAUCGGGAAGAAGUUAUGCGCUUUGCUUCUAAAGCCGGAAGAUGAGCCUAAUAUCGGGUUAGGUCUCACUGAGCUCGGACUGGACUCGUUGGUCGCAGUGGAACUACGCGCCUGGUGUAAACGGGUAUUUGCCGUUGAUAUUAGUGUACUGGAGAUGUUAGCUAUGGGAACUCUAGAGGCAUUAGGGAAGAGGAUAGCAGAGCAAUUGGCGGACAUGCACGGAGGGCUAGACUAG
Molecule: messenger RNA, 7671 nt
Organism: Neoarthrinium moseri
Lineage: Eukaryota; Fungi; Ascomycota; Sordariomycetes; Amphisphaeriales; Apiosporaceae
Exons: 5
Coding region: 1-7671 (2556 amino acids)
Biological process (GO): fatty acid biosynthetic process; secondary metabolite biosynthetic process
Molecular function (GO): phosphopantetheine binding; oxidoreductase activity; fatty acid synthase activity
Source: RefSeq, a predicted model, not a curated record